Haliotis rubra (blacklip abalone) is the source of this 1628-nucleotide messenger RNA. RefSeq names its product MAM and LDL-receptor class A domain-containing protein 2-like. The record is from RefSeq and is a predicted model, not a curated record. Lineage: Eukaryota; Metazoa; Mollusca; Gastropoda; Lepetellida; Haliotidae. Gene Ontology annotation, cellular component: membrane. The transcript is spliced from 8 exons. Bases 60 to 1559 code for a protein of 499 amino acids. Gene Ontology annotation, biological process: nervous system development.
CUUAUCACUGGCACACUGAUUACAGAGUUAUUAUACAGGACGCCCUUUACACAGCUGCCAUGUUUGUGCUGUUACUUCUGUUGUCCCUGCUCCAAUAUGGGCCCGGGGACACAUUUGACCCUGGAUGUAGCUUCAUGAAUGGCCAGUGUCAGUACAGUGUCAAACUCGGUCACGAAGGUCAGUGCGACACUCACACCACUGUCGCCACCCCCGCCGGCGCUUCCUGCUGCGCCGCUGUACAAAAUGACGUCACGUUGAUGAAGGCGUCCAUGGCACUGAUGACGAAGAAGAUUGAAGAGCUUCAGAAUACGAAAGGAGUCCGGUCAACGUCUCCAUAUGGCGAUCUAAGCGUAGAACAACUUCAAAGAUUGUUGUUGGAAAAGGAAGAUGAACUGAGAAACAUCACGAAGCAAGCAUCAGAUGAAAUUAGGCUCCUACAGAGUGAGUUAGACACCUGCAGAAAACGUCCGGACUGUACCCGAAGUACCCCAAUGACGACUACAUCUACCACGACUGUCAAACCUGCGGUGAACUACAACCUGACCUUCUGUGACUUCGACAGCUCCAGCACCUGCGGCUACACCCAGGCCAGCAACAACACCGCCAAGUGGUACAGGGGCAGUGGGAGACCUAGCACAGUCACCGGACCUUGGAACGAUCAUACAAUUGGCACUCCUGACGGAAACUACAUGCACAUCGACCCUCAUCGAUCGGCAUUAUGGUACAAGAGGGAAACAUCCGCCCUGCUAGAGUCGCCUCUGUUCAAUCCAUCACCUGACUAUUGCGUCCAGUUCUGGUACAACAUGGCCGGACGGGAUAUACAGGAUCUCAACGUGUAUGCCAAAGUUGGCAGCGGCCUGGGCUACCCUGUGUGGACUAGAUCUGGUCAGGUGUCUGCCAAAUGGCAACUCGGAGAGAUUGACAUCGGCUCUGAGUACACUUCAAAACCAUUCCAUUUAGUAUUUGAAGGAACAUCGCGUAGUUAUUACGAACACGUCUUUGCGUCUGAUUCCAUUUACCACGACACCUAUGGAAACAUCGCCAUCGACGACAUUUACGUCUACAACACAACGUGUCAAAAUCUCCCUGACUGUCCCCCGGGUGCAUAUCGCCGAACAGGGAACGACAGUCGUUCCUGCUACACCUUCCACACCAAGCCCACUAGAUGGUCUUAUUGUCAAGAGGCAUGUAAAGAAGAGAACUCGGCUUCACAUUUGGUUGCCAUUGACUCUGAGGAAGAACAUAAGUUUCUGGCCAGCAUCAUCAAGAACGACCCAGCACUGACGGCAGCUGGUAGUUCCGGCUUCUUCACCUCAGGCAACGACGAGGAGACCGAGAACAAUUUCAGAUGGACAGGCAUGGAUAUACCUUACUCCAUUGGCUAUACCAACUGGUAUCCAGGGCAACCAAACAACGUAGGAUCCAAUCAGCAUUGCUUACUCAUGGAAUAUUCCAACGCAGACUACGAGUGGGGUGAUAACGAGUGUUCCAGCUCAUUCCCUUACAUCUGUGAAGUGGACUUGCCCUUGCCAUCAACAGCAACCACCACUUCAACAUGAGACAUCCCAGGCAUUGUCAUCAUUAAGUGAUGGUCCUUAUAAAUAAAAGAUGCAUUUACCAACAAUGAA